UGAUUUGUAUUGUGAUGCUCAUUAAAUAAACCCUAAAUGCUUUCCAACAGGCAACAUUGUAUCCAGUGGCGGUAUCCCUAAAAUGCUACCCUGCAAAUUUCCAUCUUCCAUAACUGAACACCCCUUAAUUGGCUUUAAUCUCCAUAUCCAACCUACAAAAACUCGAAUUUCACGUCUCCAUUCUUUUUCCGUUCAAUGUUCUGUUCAUUUUCGUCCUUGCAUAGAUAUUCACAAGGGUAAAGUUAAGCAAAUUGUUGGUUCGACCCUUUCUGAUUUAAAGGAAGGAGAAUCAUCAUCAGCUAUUGUUACCAAUUUUGAGUCAGAUAAGCCUUCAUCUGAAUAUGCUAGGUUAUACAAAGAUGAUGGCCUUUUUGGUGGCCAUGUUAUCAUGCUUGGAGCUGAUCCUUUGAGCCAAACUGCCGCCAUUGAUGCUUUACAAGCUUUUCCUGAUGGUCUGCAGGUUGGUGGAGGGAUCAAUUCUGAUAAUGCUAUAAGUUACAUUGAGAAGGGAGCCAGCCAUGUCAUUGUUACAUCUUAUGUUUUCAACAAUGGGCAAAUGGAACUGGAUAGGCUUAAGAAUCUUGUCCGCACUGUUGGAAAGCAGAGGCUUGUAUUAGAUUUGAGCUGCAGAAAAAAGGGAGGUAAAUAUGCAAUUGUAACUGAUAGAUGGCAGAAAUUCAGCGAUGUGUAUGUCGAUGAGCAGACUCUAGAUUUUCUGGCUGACUUUGCUGAUGAAUUUUUAAUACAUGGUGUGGAUGUUGAAGGCAAAAAGUUGGGGAUUGAUGAAGAGCUUGUCUUUUUGCUGGGCAAAUACUCACCUAUUCCGGUGACCUAUGCUGGCGGUGUGACAGUAAUGGAAGAUCUAGAGAGGAUUCGGGUAGCUGGAAAUGAGCGGGUUCAUGUAACUGUCGGGAGUGCUUUGGAUAUAUUUGGUGGUAGUUUGCCCUACAAGGAUGUGGUUGCGUGGCACCGCAAGCAGGAGCCUUCGACAACUUAAUUCUUCGUGAACACUUUUGCUACAUUUCAUUUUGAUUUGGUUCGACCUACUAUCUGUUUAAGCUUUUGACGGAAACUAUGAAUUGGAUGUCAAUGUUAUUGUUACUAUAUUGUGCACAAGUCGUUUCGAGUGGUAUUACCGGCCUCAAGCAGUUGCCAUCUUUGUACGAAGUUCUAACUCAUACUAUAAUGCUUGUCUAGUGUUAGUAUGAUGUAUCGUUAGUCACCUACUCGGUUACUCACUUAUUUCACUCAUUUUGCAUCAUUUUGAAUUACAAUGUCAGAGCUUUUUUACUUAUGAAAUGAUAUAAAAUGUGUGGAGAGGAGGAAUAUAUCUUACUAAGUUCUAAUCGUGCAUCUCUACUAGUGUAGUAGGGAUGUAAAAGACUGUUCUCGUGGAGAAGUACUUCUAUCAAUUAGUAUUAAAAUGGGUCCUAAAUGAGUCUUGAAUUAAUUAUUUAUAUUUAAACUUUUAACAUUUAAAAUGUUUUAGUAGUACUAAAAUGAGUAUGAGUGUAUGGGUUGUAUAAGUCUAAAUUGGUCCAAAAAAAUAUGAAAUAUGAGUUUUGAAUGAACUUCGAUUUGAUUUUGAAUUGUAUAAUUGGUCAAAUAUAACGG
Molecule: messenger RNA, 1614 nt
Organism: Amaranthus tricolor (Joseph's coat)
Lineage: Eukaryota; Viridiplantae; Streptophyta; Magnoliopsida; Caryophyllales; Amaranthaceae
Product: 1-(5-phosphoribosyl)-5-[(5-phosphoribosylamino)methylideneamino] imidazole-4-carboxamide isomerase, chloroplastic
Exons: 7
Coding region: 83-997 (304 amino acids)
Biological process (GO): L-histidine biosynthetic process; L-tryptophan biosynthetic process
Cellular component (GO): cytoplasm
Molecular function (GO): 1-(5-phosphoribosyl)-5-[(5-phosphoribosylamino)methylideneamino]imidazole-4-carboxamide isomerase activity
Source: RefSeq, a predicted model, not a curated record